GGUGUGGGGAGGAACUGGCUUCCGGCGCAGAGAGGCAGGAGGCUCACUUGUCCCAGGAUUAAGCAGGAUCUGAAGAGAUUACAGCUCUCUCCCUCGCUCCCUCUCUUGUUCACUGUAGAUUGAUGGAAGCACAGCCAACGACCAGUCUCCCGGGAAUCAUUUUCCAACACUUCCCUGCAUCGGGACCAGCGGGAGGAAACUGGGAUAUAAGAGCAGCGCAAGGCCGGCAUUUUGGUGGUGCAGGUCAAAGGUCGUCAUGAGACAGGCGGUGGAGGCUCAGGUGUUAAGCCCCCACUUUGAACUGGGAGAACAUGGCUUGCAUCAGAUCUUGACAGAUGUGGUGGAGGAUGUAAAGCAGUCUAUAAACCAGGACAUAGAUGGAGCAGAGAUUCUCCACGGUCUGCUCAACGCACCGUGGCUGCAGUCGCUGCUGAAGAUUUUCGAGUGUCUUCAAAAAUACCGUAGAGAUUCUCCAGCUCCUGUGUUGGAAUAUGCGUCUGGACUGUCACUUCAGCUGCUGAUCGAAAUCAAAUCUUUGCCAGGCUGCUCUGAGGAUGCCAAAGAGCUCUACCGACUUCUGCGGCAGCCGCACCUGCAGGCGUUACUCUCAGCUCAUGACACGGUGGCCCAGAAGGACUACGACCCAGUGUUGCCGCCGGUGCCUGAUGACGUGCCAGACGACGAAGAGGCAACCCGGAUUGUCUGCCUUGUCAAAAACAAGCAACCAUUGGGGGCAACGAUCAAAAGAAACGACAACACUGGGGAGAUCUUUGUGGCUCGGGUGAUCCACGGAGGGCUGGCGGAUCGAAGCGGUCUGCUCCACGGUGGUGACCGCAUCAUCGAAGUUAAUGGUUUUGUCGUGGAUGGAAUGGAACCUGAGCAAGUUAUUCAGGUGGUGCAGGCGCGGUCCCAGGGCACCAUCAUGUUUAAGGUUGUUCCGAUUACCGAGCGACCUGUCCACAACCACACCAUGGUGUAUGUGCGCACCAUGACGGACUACAACCCGCAGCAGGAUCCUAACAUCCCUUGUGUGGAUGCCGGGAUGAGUUUCAGGAAGGGUGACAUCCUGGAGAUCGUGGAUCAGACUGACGCUCUCUGGUGGCAGGCCAAGAAACUCCCCAGUGACUCCGCCUGUGCUGGACUGGUUCCCUCCAACAACAUGCUGUCACGGAAGCAGAGGGAGUCCUGGUGGUCCCAGCCUUACCUGCCUCAUGUCUGCAUGCAGACCUUGAGCACUGUAGAGGAAGAGGAAGAUUUGAUGGCCAUUGAUGACAAAUGCGUUGAAGCUGAUGAGGAGACAUUUGAAUCGGAGGAGCUCAAAGAAGAGGAUGAUUUCUCCAGCGGCAGAGGUGGAGUCUAUUUACCUGGCUUCAGGCGCAGCAUCCGUUUAUGUCGCCGGCGGCUCCCUGGGCUCUUCCACCAGUCCUGCCACACACGCUGCCCAAACAGCUGCUUGAACGCCCUCAACAGCCCCUAUGAGGAGGUGGUGCGCUACCAGCGACAACCGAAGGAUCCACACCGACUCAUCGCCCUUGUUGGUCCGUCUGGUGUGGGUGUCAACGAACUUCGCAGGCGCUUGAUUGAAGUUAAUCCAAGCUUCUUCCAAGGAGCUGUGCCACACACCACCAGGUCUCCCAAAGGAUACGAGGAGUUCGGCAGAGAGUAUCACUUCACCAGCAGAGAAAUCUUUGACAGCAUGGUGUCGAGCAACAGGUUCCUGGAACAUGGGCAGUACAAGGGGAGUCACUACGGCACCAGUGUGGAGUCUGUCAAAGCAGUGCUGAAUGCUGGCAAGCUCUGCAUCAUCGACAUUGAGCCGCAUUCCAUCCAGGCCGUGAGAAGCCACGACCUGAAGGCUUACAUCAUCUACGUGAAGCCGCCAUCUUUGGAGAGACUCAGGGAGACGAGACGCAACUCGGUCAUCACAACCAACUACUACAUCAACCGGCCAUUCAAAGACGAGGAUUUCCAGGAGAUGGAAGAAGCAGCCCAUAAAAUGGAGUCCAACUUCUACCAGUUUUUUGAUCACGUGAUCGUCAACGAUGAGCUGCAGAACUCUUGCGCGCAGCUGCUGGCUGCUGUGAGAAAAGCUCAGGAUGAGCCCCAGUGGGUCCCUGCCAGCUGGAUCAGACCUGCCACCGAUACAUAAAGAGAAGAUGAUAUGACUAGUGAUGGCAGUACGUUGGCACAUACUCACCCACUUUCCUGCGGGAUUUGUCGAUAUGGUUUGUGUCUCAUAAAUUCACGAGCCGAGCUGAGCAUGAUCCAGAUGUGGGCAGUCUGCUGCUCGAAUGUGCUGGAUCUGGUUCUUUAGUUAAGUCCUCGGCCAGGAUGAAGAUCUACAUUUGUUUAAGUGCGAUGUGUCGGGAUGUGAGGGUUUCUAUCCUCAUUCAUUCAGCAACAUCGCCCAAAGUAGUACCUCCACUAUGACCCAGUUUGGUUUCAGUAGUGCUUCUCACUAGAUGAGUGUGGACCAGGUGUGUAUUUAUCAACAUUGCAGCGACCCAUUUCAACGCCUGAACAAACCCAGCCUGGAUUUGAUUUUUGUCAUUGUGCUACCUACCUUACUGAAUAAGAUGCAGCCAAUACGAGCCAUGACAUCAGAGACUAUAACCCAAUGCUUUUUAUGCCAAACACGAUGUACAAUAAAACAUUUUUGAGGGAAUAAAUCGUCCAUUCGUGU
Synchiropus splendidus (mandarinfish) is the source of this 2683-nucleotide messenger RNA. It is a transcript of the gene mpp4b, whose product is annotated as MAGUK p55 scaffold protein 4b. The record is from RefSeq and is a predicted model, not a curated record. Gene Ontology annotation, molecular function: protein binding. The transcript has 22 exons. The coding region runs from base 257 to 2149 and encodes 630 amino acids. NCBI's taxonomy places the organism in Eukaryota, Metazoa, Chordata, Actinopteri, Syngnathiformes, Callionymidae. Gene Ontology annotation, cellular component: adherens junction; plasma membrane.